Messenger RNA from Saccostrea cuccullata (small rock oyster), 684 nucleotides. Its product is annotated as complement C1q tumor necrosis factor-related protein 4-like. Bases 159 to 635 code for a protein of 158 amino acids. The transcript is spliced from 2 exons. Gene Ontology annotation, molecular function: protein binding. The record is from RefSeq and is a predicted model, not a curated record. Lineage: Eukaryota; Metazoa; Mollusca; Bivalvia; Ostreida; Ostreidae.
CACUCGAUCCCACCUGUGAUAUUUUAGAAGUCCGAGGUUGCUCUGCUCCCGAUUAUAAUUAAAUGGAUUCUGAGCUUGAAUUAGGAUCUUUCUCUCGAUAAAUAAUUUUAAUAAUGUCAAAGUCUCUUAUUGUUUUCUUCAGAACUUAUUAAGCAAAAAUGCAGACCUUCUGUGUUGUGUUUUGUUUGGUUUGUGUCCUGAAUUUCUGUGAAUGUUCAACCUUCUGUGCAGAAUACAAAAAGCCUGUGGUUGCAUUCACUGCAAAGCUCUCAAGAGAUACAACAAUUAGUGGUCACGGGGUGGUCAAGUAUGAUCACGUGUUAACGAAUUGGGGCGGGGCCUAUAAUUCACAGACCGGGAUAUUCACUGCUCCCUAUGAUGGCCUCUACGCAAUAUCGUGUACACUCAUGGCUCAAACAUCAAAUAGUGUGCAUUUGCAAAUUGUUAGAAAUGGGAAGAAGAUGUCUAUCUUAUACUCUGCAUCGAAAACGUUUCCUCAGUCAGGACAAACGCUUCAUCUGCUACUCAACAAAGGGGAUAGAGUCUGGAUACAGAAUCACAAUCAACAUACCGCAAAGCUACACGAUCACGGCUCAUACAACUUGUUUUCCGGUCUUCUAGUUACAGACCUUUGAUACUGAAAUUGAACAAUAUUUUGAAAUAAAUCAUUUGCAAUCAUGUAAA